Gilbertella persicaria is the source of this 2295-nucleotide messenger RNA. RefSeq lists its product as uncharacterized. The transcript is spliced from 6 exons. Bases 87 to 1928 code for a protein of 613 amino acids. Gene Ontology annotation, molecular function: acyltransferase activity, transferring groups other than amino-acyl groups. Lineage: Eukaryota; Fungi; Mucoromycota; Mucoromycetes; Mucorales; Choanephoraceae. The record is from RefSeq and is a predicted model, not a curated record.
UAUUGUGGCAAAGGAAUCAAAGAAACACAACCCAUGAUUCGCUGCAAUCAGUGUAAACAACUAUUUCAUCGAGGUAUACUAUUUUAAUGAUAAGCAUGCAACUCAUAUGUCUAGAUUGCAUUCAUUGCAUGGUGAAGCCUUUGUUGUUUGGAGAUACAUUUGGUGUUUUUCAUUGCGCAGUGUGUAAUCGAGGACCAGAGACAUUUGAAAGAAAGCCAAUGAGUUGGAUAUCUAUUGUUCAUUUGGUCAUUUACAACUUGAUCAAGAAUUCACAGAUUGAGGAUGUCAAAAAACCCAAAAAAGAUAAACGAGAGCACUAUUAUUUUCGCUGGAAAGAAGACGUAUGUGCUUUUAUUGAUGAUUACUGGGACUAUCUGAUGCCUGAGAAGACAAGAUCUGCUACUUGGAAUAACACGAUUGCCAGUGUCUUGUCUACUCAUGGCAGUAUCUUCUUGUCUGGAUUAGAGAAACUUCACCAAAGUGCUUGGUGGACAUUACACACAUUUGAACCACCCAAGAAUGAUAAAAAGACAAAAUUGAAGCCUACACCUAAAAGAACACUGAAACGAUCUAAAGAGAAUGAAGUGGAUAAGAGACCAAAGCGAUCUAAAAGAGAGAAAUCACCAGCGAAAAAGGAGCAGUCCAUAGAGGAUGAUUUCCUUGGUCUAAGCUCAUUAUCUGAACUAUCAUCAUCAGCAGAACUUUCUGAUACAGAAGAAGAUAAAAAGAAGCCUGUUCAACAAGAACCAUUGAAAUCAGAAACACACAUACAGAUAGAGAACAAAGAAAUUAAAACGCAGGAAGCAAAGGAAGAGACAGAAAUACAACCAGAAAAGAAAGAGCCAGAAAAGAAAGAGCCAGAAAAGAAAGAGCCAGAAAAGAAAGAGCCAGAAAAGAAAGAGCCAGAAAAGAAGGAUUAUGUAAAUAAUACCAACGAUUUAUCACAAUCUACAAAACCUUCUUUGUCACAGCAGACAACAUUAUCACCACAGGAUGAAUGGCUGCUACUACAAAAAUUAGAACAUUCAAGCAAGAAACUAUCGCCUGCUGCAUGUCGAUACAAGCGCAAAUUAGCUGUACGUCGAUUAAAGCGUAACUUGGGUAUCAAACUGUUUGAUAUGGAUACAUACUUGAUUCAAUUGCUCAAAUCAUCCAAGCCUAUACUUGAACCCAUUUCAAAUCAAACAGUCAUUCAGCCUGCAUCCAAUCAACACGUAGAACAAACGCAAGAUGAUCAAGAAGCCAUGUUAAACAACAUAACCUACACUCCUUAUGCCUCUUCUUUUGCAUCUCGACUGUAUGGUUCUAUUCGUCAAAGGAACACAAUCACACGGGAUGAGCCAUGGCUAUCUUCAUGGAAUGGUCGUAAAUUGCGCCCAUUUAUUCGUCGCGAUUUUCAGAGUCAACCUAAGCGUAUGUUACUCAUGGGUCAAAUCAAGGCUUGUGCAGGGAAGCCUCAUACCAAAGGUCAGUCUGAACCUAGUGGGAUUGUGUCAGGUGAAAGCAUUGAUUAUGUCUAUUUUCAAAAAGAACAUUUAUCUCAAGUGAAUCACUUACUCAGUCGAACAUUUUGGGAAGGCAUUGAUGUAUCUGAAUCCUUGUUAUUCCCUGAAUUCAGUAUUGUGGCAUUAUACAAAAGGCGUGUAAUUGGAUGUGCUUUCAUGACACCAGAAGCCUAUAUUACUUAUUUUGCUGUUGAUCCAGGAUGGACAAAUGCUAGUAUUGGACAAUUUAUGCUCUAUCAUUUAUUCCAAACAGCCAUUAGUAAAGAUAUUACAUUACAUGUGUCUGCCAACAAUAAUGCCAUGAUUUUGUAUCAAAAGUUUGGUUUUAAGCCUGAGGAAUUUAUUGUCAAUUUCUAUGACAAGUAUUUGCCUGCUGACAGUGUAUAUAGUAAAAACGCUUUCUUGUUAAGAUUAAGAAGAUAAAAAGAAUGAUUCCUGAAUCAAAGUGCGUCUUUUCUUUGUAUUACAUGAUAACUUUAUUAAACAAUUUCAUAUUACAUAUUUAUUAGUUGGUGUCUGAAAAAAGAAGAAAAAGAAUAAAGGAGGUCAUGUAGCGUCACAUCUCACUGUCAAAAACACAUUGAUAAUGGUAGCGCUAUAGAACAGAAGCAGAGACUACACCUAAUAUGCAAUGUAAAAAGAAAACCGGUAUUUGAAACACCGAACCUUCCACUUGCAUGAUAUGCAUCAUUUACUCUUUUUGACCUCAGAAAUGUCAUGAAUAAUAGCGAAUCUUACUCUCAAACGCUCUGUAAAUCGAAUGUUAUAUAAACUAGUACCUACUUAUUAG